UGGGAUCCAGCAAUGAAAGAGUUACUGUGGUGGGUGUUUGCACAUCUGUCAGAUUUUAGGCUUGUGAGGUGUGGAAGCAGGAAAGCGUAGUGUUUGGGACUAAAAUCGAUGAGACUUAGCUGUGGGCUGGGAGUGGAAGCAAGCAGGGUACUGAUCUCUGAGCGAGAGAGAGACAAGAGAGACAGUAUCACAAUAGGGCAGAGGCUGGAGGAGACGUCCAAGAGCUGCGCUGCAGUCCAGCCCUGGGUUGUUCAACCUCACAGCCAGGAGAGCAAGCUCACAAAACUCAGCUGUCUCUGAAAAGGGGGAGGACCGGCCCUGAUUGACAUCUCAUUUGCACAUGAAGAUCUGUGCUUAAGACAGGUCCUAAUGAAGGAGCAGGCUCACUUUUGAAGGAUAGACCAAAGCAAGCUGAUCUGUGUGCUUUUGCCUGAAACAGACAGCCCCAGCAAUAGGUAAGAUUUUCAGUUUCUUUGCUUUCCAUACUAUCUCCAUAGCUUCACUGCUUGGAUGGAAUUCGGGAUUUAAAAAGAAAAAACAAAAAAACAAAUCGGUGAAUUGUGCCAGUGACUCAAGAAGGAUCACAUUAACUGAUAAAGGACGCGGUAUCGAAAGCGCCUGGGCUCUUUUCAGGAACGCGGCAAACAAACAAUGAAUUGGGUUGUACGAGGUUGCUAAUCAGAAAAGGGCGAAAGACAAAAGCCAGUGGCGAUCCAAGGCAAGUACCAUCUUUGUACUGAUACGAGUAGUCAUUUACUGGGACAUUCAGCUGGGUUUCUCUCGCAGUCAAUUUAGAGUAGAGAUUAAUGACCACGAUUAGAUAAAGAGGAGGAUGCGAUAGCCUGAAGACAUGAAUGUCCAGUUGGGUUUGCAGAACAGCCAAGACAUGUCUAGCUCAGACCACGAGCUAAUGCACAGUCAAGGUAGGACUUUACAUCCACCUGUCCCUAGAUCCUCCUUGGUGUCCAGCAUGACCUCUGUAUUGGAUGGAGGGGACUAUCACCGCUCAGAUCACCACCUGGCUGCCUCUCUGCACCCCGGCAUUGGAUUUGGGGGUGAUUCCCCUCCAGCAUCAGCCAACAGUUACACAACACUGACUCCGUUGCAGCCUCUACAUGAUAAGUUCCAUCAUCACCAGCAUCACCAGUGUGUGCCAGUUGGCAACGUUAUUGGAAGUUUUACUCUAAUGAGAGAGGAUAGAGGCUUGGGGCCACCAAGUAACUUUUACAGUCACUAUCCCAAAGACAUAAGCAUGGGGCAAAGUCUUUCUUCUUUGCCUAGUCCCAAUCUCACCACCAUGCACAGUUAUGGUCAUCCUUCUGGACACUUAGCUAACGAAAAGAUGGUCUCUGGGAACGGUUUUGAGGCCCACCACAGUAUGUUUAGCAGAAUUGACCAGCACUUUUCAAGGGAGUUGUCCCCACCUCCGUCUUCAGGAGUGGGGUCACCUAACUCCAUGCACCAACACCAUUAUGUACACCACAGGCCCGAAAUCAACUGCAGGCAGAAUCCUCCCAUGCAGACGCAAAACACAGCAAUCUCCAACCAACUGGAAGAAAUUAAUACCAAAGAUGUUGCCCAAAGAAUCAUAGCAGAACUGAAACGAUACAGCAUACCCCAGGCUAUCUUUGCCGAGAGAGUCUUGUGUAGAUCACAAGGGACUCUCUCGGACCUUCUAAGGAAUCCCAAACCUUGGAGCAAGCUAAAGUCUGGGAGAGAAACCUUUAAAAGGAUGUGGCGGUGGCUUCAAGAACCAGAGUUCCAGAGAAUGGCAGCUUUAAGGUUAGAAGCCUGCAAAAGGAAAGAGCAAGAGCAAAGCAAAGCCGAAAGAAAUCACGUACCUAAAAGGCACCGCCUGGUCUUCACUGACAUCCAGCGACGCACCCUGCAUGCCAUCUUUCAUGAGAAUCAGCGGCCGUCCAAGGAGCUACAGAUCACUAUUGCCCAGCAGCUAGGACUGGAGCUUUCCACCGUCAGCAACUUCUUCAUGAAUGCCCGCCGAAGAAGCCUGGACAAAUGGAUGGAUGAGGGUCAUGGGCGUCCACCAUCUUCAGGCUCUUUGGUGUCCAAAACUGGCUCAGCCAUCGCUUGCACUAAAGCAUGAGAAAAUUUGCCAAUAUUGCUAAUAACCAAAGAUAGGAGCAGCUUAGCCAUCAUCCUCAUAUGUUUCCCACCAAUUCAGAAAGACUUUAUACAAGGUGACUUGUUAACAUAUGAGUAAAUGGCUGGGGCUCUCCAUCUGCCAUCUUGUACCUCCUUAAAUGGGAUAUUGUGGGUAUUGACCUGUCUUUUCUUGUUUGAUUUCGUUUUUCAUAAGGCGUCAACAGGACAAACAGGUACAGGUUAUACAGGUUAAGAGUUUCCCGGCCCCCCAUGCCGUUUUAAUUCCUAAUAAGGAAGACAGUCAUGACUAAGACUUCCCUUGUCGCCAAUGACUAGGGCUACCCAGCUUGGAGUUCUCCCUUUUCUCAGUGAGACACCAUUUGGGAGGAAGCAAUGGCCAAUCAAUUUAGAGGUUAAGAAUAAAGGUCUGGAAUGGCCUUUACUGUCGCAAUGAAUCAUGGUUCUCAUACCUCAGCUUUGUAAACUUUCCUCCAUUGUGUGUCCUCAAGGGUUAUUAUAAAGAGUUGUGAAACACAGGUUUGAGUUACAAUGGAAUUCAUGGAAGUUCCAUAUUCAAUAGGCAACUGGUUUGGGCAGAUACCCCAAGGUCCAUUGUCUGGCCAAUGCUAAACUGACCCAUACUGUUAUAUAAAUAUAAGGAUAUGACAAGUUCUGCUUUGAAUAUAGAUCUGUCCCAUAAUCUGCACAAUUUCAUAUUACUGGUAUCUAAGCUGUAUUCUGAACUAUGUGAUGCUCACAGCCAGUGUGAUAUUUGUACUGUAGAGCUCUGUAAAUGAUCAUGCCAUAAUCCAUCAUGUAAGUGCUGUUGUGAAAUGGUUGGGCACCAAUCCCAAGGCUUGACCAAAGCUGAAAGUAUGGGACAAUAAUAAGACAUAAUAAGGAAGCCCCAAAAAGCCCUAUGUGGCCCUUUGGGUAAAGAUGUAGUACCCCCCCUUCAUUGAACAUAUAUUUUGCGGGGGUUUCCAUUCAAGAAAACACUCUAGCAGUUAUACCAUUUCAAACAUCAGUUGUUUUGUAAUGGAGUAGUUUCUAAAAAAAGGCUAGUUUCUUAUUUGAAUCAAUUGGAAGAGCACUUUGAAGUAACAUUCAGGUUUUUGGCUUCAAGCCCUAUUUUGUGGGACAAAAUAUAUUCAGGCCUCCUUAGCUUAUUAAACCUUUUAAAGGUGUCAGUUGUACAACUAGGAAAGGAAUUGGAAAAUAACAUAGUUGGGUAUCAAGAAGGAACAAUAUUUUUCACCAUAAGUCCCAGGUACUUUUGGGUAUUGUAGAGAUUCUCUGUAGGAAGCAAAUGUUUCUGUUGUGUUUGCCGUAGGCUCUAGAAGCAAUUCAAACAAACCUUUGAUCAUGUUGAACGUUCAUGUUUCAGACAAACUCACUUACCCAGAAUCAUCUGUUUUAUUUCUGACCGGAUCAUAAGGUAUUGGUCUGGGAUGUAUGGAGGGUCAAGGUGUUCCCUUCACAUGUGUUUCUCAAUUGCACUUCUAACCUUCUACUUACUAGAUCCCAUAGAUUCAUUGUGAUUGAAGUGGCACCCAGACUGAGUCACUUAUAUUAUGUUACUACCUCCUAUGCCAAAGAAUCAAACCAAAAACAAGGCUGUAUGUAAUGGGGGUAUGUAAGUGCAGCACUCAGUGACCACCAGUUGGCAAGUGUGUGGAACAUCUCAACUUAUCUUCUCAGUGCAUCUUCUUAUUGUCUUUAAAAUGUUGGCACAAAAACUACUAUACCAAAUACAUCACACUGAGAUAAACCAACCAAAGAACUAAGUUUCUUAACACAUUUCCAGAAUGUCAUUGUUAGCCUUAGGGAAGUUCCUAGUUUCCAUCUGCUUAGAGCCAGGCCUAACUAAAGUAUGUUUAUUACUCCAGGUCUUAAUAAGGGCAAUAAUGAAUUUGACCUUCUCCCAAACACUUUCUUCCCCUACCUUCCAUCUCCCUUCCAUCCUUCAGCUAUGAUAUCAUAAAUGAAAACAUAAACAGCCUAUUGAUUGUAGUAUUGACCUGUUUCAUAUGAUGCUAUCAGGUAGUACAGAUGGAAAUGGCUGUUUACGUGGAGAAAUGUAAUGUUAAACCGAAGUAGGAUUAUCCCAUUACUCUGUAUGGAUGAGUCAAUAAAAUAUGUUUAUACUGCUGAGCAUUUUAUCUGCACCUAAUAGCUUCAUAUUAGGGGCUGCCUGGGUGGAGAUAAACUGCCGUAUGCUCAUUAUAACAAGGAGAGUCUGGGGUGAGGUCCCCAAUUUGUGUGGGGGAUUCAACUGAGGAACCACAGGAAAUGCAGGCAUGAAGGGAUCUUUUCAAAUCAAAGUCAUGGUAGGUAAAUAGAAGAGAAUACUUAUGACACACGUACAGGUCUUGAAUCCAGAUGUAGUCUAUUGUGGCAUCACUCGUUACGUAUUUGUCUCUUCUCAGGAAACACAGUAAAGACACGCUAACCUCAGAAAUAUUCUCUGCCUCCUCUGUAAGCAAUAUGCUAGAAAUAUUUGAAAAAUACUAUUCAUUUAUUUAUUGAAAGGAGGACUGGCCUACCAGAGGAUCUCCCGGUGGCCCCUAGUAUAGGAGAAUUUCCAUCAGCCCAUUCUUAUUUCCACUGUGGGCCUGAAUAAAAACCCAUAUCAGUCUGUCUAUAUCUAAUAGCAGGCUCAGAGCGAUAGGUUCUUUGGUGGGUCUAGGAGACCCAGCCUGACACUUCUGCCGUUCAACUCCAACUUUGGCACACUGGGGGGGGGGCACUGCACCAUGUAAAUCUUAAACACUAACCUCUUGAUUUUUCUGCUACUUGAUUACAGAAGACAAAAGGGUUAGCGUGCCUUUAGUUAUGCUACAGAACACUAGCUGUGGAUUCAAGUUAGUUUGUCCAAUAAUGUUAAUUCCAGCACAGAAAUGGACAGUAGGAUAAGAACGUUUGCUUUGAUAAAGGUUUUACAACAGAAUUAGAACGUAUGUCAUGAAGACCGAGGCAUGGAACAUACUGGCACGUGGUACUCACAUUCCAUCUGUCACAUGUUCAGUCGCAUCAUUAAGAACAUCUGUAUAUUUUAAAAUGCUCAUAAAUAUAAAAAAAAUAAGAAUAUAUGUUAAUACACUUACAAUAAAAUCUCUACCUCGUUUUGGGGAUCUCAAAACAAAAAAAACGAUAGUCUUAACGGGUAUUUGUUAUAUGAUAAUAUGGGCUCUUCUUGCUAAUUUUAAAGAACUAUAUAUAUAUAAGUUAUUUGCUGAACUGGCAAGAGGCAGCCAUUUUGAACUUAAAGUGUCAGGGUUGGAUGUCACCUUGGGAAAUUCCUGGUGGUUUCAUCUCUGUUGCUUCUGGUUGUUCUGUUGCUGUUAUUGUGGUCUCAGUCUGCCUGGGACCUGUGAAUGACAAAGGCACUUGUUGUGCAGUACAUCCUCCAUAUCUCUUUUCUACAUUUAGUUCAGGCAUAUACAUCUCAGAAAGCAUUUUACCUUUUGGGACAGCCAUUUUGCUUCAUGAUUUCGACUCUUAAAGAUAACCCUUAUAUGUUCAUUCAUGAAUACGUUUUCUUCAUUGCCUGUUGGUUAAACAAAUGUGGAAUGAAACCGUUUUCCAUAGGUCGAUUAGCUUGUACCAUAUGGAAAAUACGAUGUUACCAUAGAGACGUGGUCAUUCCCUCACCGCAACUGACCCAGGGCACUUUCAACUUUUACCAAUAACGGCUUUCAACUUUCACCAAACAAUGGUUAUGUUGGGCGAGGCCCCUCCCAAGUCUAGGACUAAAGGAUGAUUUGAAUGUCUUUACACAACCUUAUUUCCCUAUGGAUCUGCAUGGGUUAUAAAGGAGGUUUUUUUGGAACUAGAGAACAAAACGACCCUUUGAACCAAAACUGUACAUAAAUGGACUGACUACUGAUUUAAUAUUCUGCUGUUAAAAACCCGACACCACGCAGAAGAUUGCUAUAUUUGUAUGAAAAUGAUGUGUUAUUUAUUUAUUUAUCUUUUUUUUUUUUAUUUAUUAUUCUUCUUGCCUUUCAGCCUGUGGGCUCUGCUAUGAAGGGAGACAAUUUAAAGAACCUUCUUUUAACUGAAACCAAAGAUAUUACAAAGCGGAAAGCAUAAGCGUGUGUGACAAUUAAACGUAAGCAACGGUUUAGCACGGGGGGUCGGACGCUAGAAAACAGGGUGGCUUUAGGAGAUGCAGGAGAUCUUCAUUUUUAAUUAGGGGUGAUCCUAAGGGUGAUCACAAGCCAAUAGAUACAAAUGGAUUAGCAGAUACCCUGUCCAAAGAAAUGGCUCUAAAUGUUAUGGGAUGAGCCAUAUUCUCUCUCUCUGUAAAAUGUAUGGUCCAAAGUUUGACACAACAAGCUGCCAACAAGCUGAGGUUGGCUUUUCAAUAUGGCUUCUCUAAUGUUUUAUAUACUCAAAAGGAUAUAGGGGCAUGUUUACUAAGAUUGGAGAUAAAUACCUCCGGUGAUGUUGCCCAUAGCAACCAAUCAGCAAUAAGAUUUGAACAGUCACCUACAAGUUAGAAAUCAAAGCAAAGACCUAAUUGGUUGCUACAGGCAACAUCACCGGUGAUAUUUAUCUCCAUUCUUAGUAAACAUACCCUAUAGUCCUGAAUCCAGCCUGGGCCGUGUGUUUCAAGACAUCAUCAAUAUAGGAACCUACCUUUAAUGAUCUGAAGGUACACGGCCUUAGUAUUUGGUAGGAACCAAGUGUCAUGGUGUUAAACACCAGAGAGGUUUUGAUUCCAACCAGAGAGGCUUAUGAUUCCAACCAGAGAGGCUUAUGAUUCCAACCAGAGAGGCUUAUGAUUCCAACCAGAGAGGCUUAUGAUUCCAACCAGAGAGGCUUAUGAUUCCAACCAGAGAGGCUUAUGAUUCCAACCAGAGAGGCUUAUGAUUCCGAGCAACGGGCAACCCUGUGAAAGAAACAAUCAUAAUUACUGGAAGACAAUUCAAGGUCCCACUGGCAAUGAAUGGGUUCAAUCCUGGUUACUUUUCCUCUUCGUUGCCAGAGAGGGGCUGGUAGACCCCCAUUGUUGGAAAACCUGUACAAAAAUAAAAAAAAAAAUCUGGAAAUAUUUCUUAUUUAAUUUAAUUUAAUUUAUGUUGAUUCAAGCAGUGUUAGGACAGCCGCCGUGCAUUUUAAUAUAUAUAAAUAUAGUACCCAUAUAUAAAUGAAACUUGAAUGUUUAAACUUUGUUAUUUGUGCUAAUUAACCAAAGUCUUUUUUGCCUGUACACAUUUUAAAACAUGUACAUUUUAUACCAAAGUUUUCUCGGAUACCUCAUCUUGUGAUUUGUCCGUGGUGAUGUUAUGCAAAAAGAAAAAAAACGGAAAAAAAAAAACAAAUAAAUGUCCUUUAUUUAAAGAUCAA
Molecule: messenger RNA, 7458 nt
Organism: Xenopus tropicalis (tropical clawed frog)
Lineage: Eukaryota; Metazoa; Chordata; Amphibia; Anura; Pipidae
Gene: onecut1.2
Product: one cut homeobox 1, gene 2
Exons: 2
Coding region: 851-2104 (417 amino acids)
Cellular component (GO): nucleus
Molecular function (GO): DNA binding
Source: RefSeq, a predicted model, not a curated record